GAGGGGUGACACGGCAGGCCGGGGCGCAGAUACAUAGCGCCCACGAUGUGGCCACGUCUCGAGAACCGCCCUCGACCACAGGGCCAGGCAGCCGCGGGGAAUCCCUGGGGACUAGCGGUUUCCUCUACCUGACCGUUGGAUGGACUCGGUGGUUGAAACUUUUCUUGCCUCUCAGCCCGGGCCCGAGCCAUCCCCAACGGCCACGGAGGACUCAGAGGGAUCCCGGGCAGGAUGAGACAUCACCUAUCCCUCCUCCCGACGUCAGGCCAAUGACACCGCUGCCCCCAAACUUUCCGCCCGCACGGAGGUAUAAGAGCCGCCAAGCCCGCAGCCCGCGCCCAACUCUCAGACGCCUCGCGGGCUCGCUAGCACCGGCACCGGCUGCGCCACAGACCCGAUCGCGGCGCGCGUGCGGCCGUCGGGCGCCUUCUUUUUGGACCUCGGGGCCCUCCACACCGUCCCCUCCCCCGCCCGCCUCCCUCCCCGCCUCCAGCGCCCUCCCCGCGGAGGUCUCCCCCCACACACCCACCCCCAUCCCGCCUCCCUGCGUCCUCCGGGCCGCACCGCUCCGGCCGGCGCCGAGCGCGGGGAAGCUGGCGGGCUAGGGCGCCCCGCUCCCUCUGCUUUUCCCUUCCCCCGUCCCGGCUCCGCGAGGGAGGCCGCACGUCGCCGCCCGCGAGAUGAUGCAGGACGUGUCCAGCUCGCCAGUCUCGCCGGCCGAGGACAGCCUGAGCAACAGCGAGGAGGAGCCGGACCGGCAGCAGCCGGCGAGCGGCAAGCGCGGGGCUCGCAAGAGACGCAGCAGUCGGCGCAGCGCGGGCGGCAGCGCGGGGCCCGGCGGGGCCACGGGCGGGGGCAUCGGAGGCGGCGACGAGCCGGGCAGCCCGGCCCAGGGCAAGCGCGGCAAGAAGUCUGCGGGCGGAGGCGGCGGCGGCGGCGCGGGCGGAGGCGGCGGUGGCGGCGGCGGCGGCAGCAGCAGCGGGGGCGGGAGCCCGCAGUCGUACGAGGAGCUGCAGACGCAGCGGGUCAUGGCCAACGUGCGGGAGCGCCAGCGCACGCAGUCGCUGAACGAGGCGUUCGCCGCCCUGCGCAAGAUCAUCCCCACGCUGCCCUCGGACAAGCUGAGCAAGAUUCAGACCCUCAAACUGGCGGCCAGGUACAUCGACUUCCUGUACCAGGUCCUGCAGAGCGACGAGCUGGACUCCAAGAUGGCAAGCUGCAGCUAUGUGGCCCACGAGCGGCUCAGCUACGCCUUCUCCGUCUGGAGGAUGGAGGGGGCCUGGUCCAUGUCCGCGUCCCACUAGCAGGCGGAGCUCCCCACCCCCUCGGCAGGCCGGAGACCUAGAUGUCAUUGUUUCCAGAGAAGGAGAAAAUGGACAGUCUAGAGACUCUGGAGCUGGAUAACUAAAAAUAAAUCUAUAUGACAAAGAUUUUCUUGGAAAUUAGAAGAGCAGAGACCAAAUUCACAAGAAUCAGGGCGUGGGGCACACUUUUAAAAGAGAAAGCGAGACAGGCCCGUGGACAGAGAUUCCCAGAGGGGCAUCGGCACCACCCUCACACCUCUGCAUUCUGAUAGAAGUCUGAACACUCUUUGUGUCCCCCCCCUUUGACGAAGAAUGUUUUAUUUUUAUUUUUCAUGCAUGCAUUCUCAAGAGGUCUUGCCAAUCAGCCACUGACAGGAAAGGCAUCGCUGUGGACUUUCUCCAUUUUAAAAUGGUAACAAUCAGAGGAGUUUUAACAACACCUUUAGAAAUAAAAACGCUGGGAUCAAACUGGCCUGCAAAAUCAUAGUCAGUGAAUUCCUUAAAAAAAACAUACUUCCUCUGAAGGAAAAGAAAAACAUAAAAUACAAAAGACAACAUUCUAUUUAUUUAUUGAUGACCCAUGGUAAAAUGCAAAUAGAUCCGGUGUCUAAAUGCAUUCAUAUUUUUAUGACUGUUUUGUAAAUAUCUUUUGUAUAUUAUUUUUCUGCAAUAAAUAAAUAUGAUUGAAAAAUUUUAAGAACUUUAAA
Molecule: messenger RNA, 2011 nt
Organism: Mastomys coucha (southern multimammate mouse)
Lineage: Eukaryota; Metazoa; Chordata; Mammalia; Rodentia; Muridae
Gene: Twist1
Product: twist family bHLH transcription factor 1
Exons: 3
Coding region: 681-1304 (207 amino acids)
Biological process (GO): developmental process; regulation of transcription by RNA polymerase II
Molecular function (GO): protein dimerization activity; RNA polymerase II transcription regulatory region sequence-specific DNA binding; DNA-binding transcription factor activity, RNA polymerase II-specific
Source: RefSeq, a predicted model, not a curated record